Molecule: messenger RNA, 1898 nt
Organism: Magallana angulata
Lineage: Eukaryota; Metazoa; Mollusca; Bivalvia; Ostreida; Ostreidae
Exons: 6
Coding region: 139-852 (237 amino acids)
Biological process (GO): cell-matrix adhesion
Cellular component (GO): lysosome; extracellular region
Molecular function (GO): calcium ion binding
Source: RefSeq, a predicted model, not a curated record
UCGAAAACUCAAUCAGAAGCACCCAUAUUGAUAUCAAGAGUUUGCUAAACAAUUCGAUGUCAUACGUUAAAAGAGGAAGAUUUCAAAACAAAACCGCCCUGAGUUUUUAUACUACAAAACAAUCAUAUUUCCGGACGAAUGGUCAAUAAAACCAACAACCUUGGCCAGUUAUUUUCAUUCGUAAAGUUUGUUUCUAAGAUGUAUACAGGUUUUCUUCUCCCUCUCGUUGUGUUCGGGUCAUUAUUCCAGAAGGCGGUUCUACACUGCUGUAUUCCUUCUCAGCUGCAGACGAAUAUAGACGUCUACCUUCCAGUUGGUAAUGGAACACUUCAAACAGUUAAUGUAUCGUAUGAUGCCUUGAGAAAAAGAGAAGCUAUUCAUGGUUACGCUGAUUCGAGUCACGAUGAGUUUGAUUUCAUUGUAGAUUAUCAAACUCAAACGACUUAUGAAUGGUCGAAAGGAGUGUGCAUUGUGUCAAAAAUAGAUGAUGAUUUUUCAGAGUUCUGUUUUACAGGAUGGAAAUUGCUUGGAAAAUCUUUUAUUGGUGUAUCUCCUGACAUCAUUAAAGUAGACGUUUACUCGACCUAUGAUGAUAAUGUUUUAACUGUUGGGAGAAACUGUACGCCUGUUCAUGUCGUUGAAAAUAUUUCAAUGGAUCCAGACAUUGAUCAAUUUGUGAUACUUGAUUUCUAUAACAUGACCAUGGGAAUCAAAGAUGAAUCGGUUUUCACUCCUCCAAAAUUUUGCUUUAAAAAGGUGUCGCAAGUAAAAGAAAAUGAAUCAAAACUUCCGUUUCAUCGAACUGCUUCUAUCUUUGGUUCAACAUUUGGAUGGUUUAAUAAAGCAACAUGAGCUGCAAUUUUCAUGUUGAAUUUUUUUGUUACGAAAAUGUUAUUUUCUACUAAAAUGACAAAAGAUCAUGGUUUUUUAAUAUCUUUUAAAUAUCUUAGCCCAUAUUUUUGUGUGAAAAGGCCGUUAAGAAGCCUUAAUUGAAGCAUAAUUGAAUUAUUGUCGUCCUGUACAAAAAUUGAUUUGCUACAUAUUCCUUAGAAGAGAAAUAAUCUUUCCUCUGGCAAAAAUUAAUCAUUUUUUUAAACUUAUUUAUCAUAAAAGAUUAAGUUAUAUGCAGACUUAUCAUACUACAAUGAAGCAGCUUUUUGCAACAAAAUAAAAUUGUAAAAAAUUACAGAUCAUAUUGCUUUUAGUAAAGAUGUGGUAUGGAAUUUAUUAGUUAACAGAUGGAUUGUAUUUAUAAAUUUUUCACUUCCUUAUAAUUCCUUUCUGUGUUAUUUAGUUUUAGAAAAUGAAACAAUAAUUAAUUAAUUUGUUUUCAUUGAGUAAAUACGAGAGAAUAAAAUGAAUAAAAAUGAUGACAUUUGAUGUUUUUGAUAUAUUAGGUAAUUGUGAAAUUUUAGGGAAAAAAUAUGUCAUCAAUGUUUCAAUAAGCCUUUAACACUUAAGCAAAACUACUACUGUUUCAUGUAUAUACCAUGAAAUAUUAAUUUUUAUGGAGAAAACUACACAAUUUAGAUUAACAAAAGAAGAGAAUAAAAUAAGGAAAUAUCCUCUAGAUUUUCUCCAACCGUCAAAAACCAAAAUUACUGGCACGAAGUAAAUCUAAAUGUUGUUAUCAAAAUAAUCUUUUGAUCAUAAUUAAUAAUUAGUCGUUUGAUUUAUUAAAUUUCUGUUCAAUCAAUAGAUACUCUUAGAAAGUAUUUUACUUCAACUAACAAAUGUUUAAUGCAGAUACAAAUUUAAUUUCUUCAUGUUUUGUUGUUAAAAGAAUUUCAUUGUAAAGACAAAGAAAAUAUUCCUUUUGUUUUAUUUUGAAACGCAUUGAAAUGAAAUUUUGGUUGAUUUUUUUUUCAAAUAAAAUGCAGAAGUCUGGUAUUGUACAA